AUGACCAUCAAGCAGAAGCCUGAUAUUGAGCUCCACCGUGAACCUCAGAUAGACGACGAGUUGGACUUUUUCACGAGUGGGAUGGAUGGGACUGGCGCCUCGAGCCCCUUCGUCAAAGACGAACCAGACGAUUUCGGCUUCAUGCAGAAUUUUCCGUCUGCACAACCUAACUAUAACGUUCCGCUGAAUCAGCAGUACGGUCAGAGCCAUACUCAACAGAGUAGCAUGAGUCCUACGGCCUUGGCUAUGCAAAAUGGAGCGUAUGGGCAGUACGGCAUGCCGCAACAGCAGAAUAUGUCCAACAGUUAUAACUUAGGCAACUCAGGCAUUGGAGACGACGAGUUAGCUGACCUAGAACUUGGACCGUCGCAGCAUCCAGGAUUGAUUGCUCAGAACAACAACAUACAAUUUUUCCAGAACCAGAAUCCUGGGAAUGGUCGACAGAUGAACCAGCAAUACUCGAGCACGCCUGACGGAGCUCCGAUCCAAAGCCCUUUCACCCAUGGCAACUUCAACUACGGUAUGGCAAAUAUGCAACAUUCCGUGGCGUCGCCCCAAAUGCGACCCACAGGCGCCAGCACGUUCUCGAGCUCACGUCCGUCACACGUGGCACCAAAUAUGAAUCGCCAGCCGUCUGACUCCAGGAGUCCUAUGACUCCACGAACUCCAGGCGUAUCAGCAUUGCAUCUCGAAACCUCACAGGCAGGCAGUCUCCCCUCCCAACCAAUCAACUACAAUAGCCAGCACCAUAAGAGGACCUCAGGACAAUGGGAUAGCAAUCCUGAUAGCUUGCCAUCACACGCUGAUACACCAAUCUCGUCACCCAAUUAUGCGCACAGCCACGCACAGAUAAGCGAAAUGAUAAAGUCUGGCAAGCACGCUUCGCUUCCCGCCAAAGUUGAUGGAGGUGCCGCUACCUACGGCAAUCCACAAUCGCAAGAAGCAAAGAAACGGAGGCGUCGCGAAUCACACAAUCUUGUUGAGCGUCGUCGGAGAGAUAACAUCAAUGAAAAGAUCCAAGAGCUCUCGCAUCUUGUUCCUCAACAUCGGCUGGAAGACGAAAAAGUGCGCAAACACAUGAUGAAUAAUACUCCUCUCUCCCCUAGCCUUACUGCUACCGGCAUGAGCCCCCCGCAAGCAACAUCUCUGCUUGCAGGAGGUGGUCGGCGUGCAACCUCCGGCAGUAUUAGCAUCGGAAUACCGCCCGAAGAGAAAGACAAAGGCCCCAAUAAAGGUGAUAUCCUGAACGGAUCAGUCAGCUGGACGCGCGACCUCAUGUUGGCAUUGUUCCAGAAAUAUCAGCAAGAGGAUGAUUUGGCAGAACGCAUGGCAAACAUGGGAAACCCAUGGCCGUUCCAACAAUCGGAAGAUGAAAAGCGCCUACGUACCGAAUUGAUGGCUGCUAUGGAAUCAAAUAACCCAAGUUCGUUCUUUUACUCGAGAGGACCAGGGAGUGGGCUUAGGGUGCCAAACCAUACAGAUGCCGCUGGCGAGCCGCUUGAUCCAUCACAGAUGGGUACAAUCAGCCCUCAAAGUCUCAGCCCCGGUGACCAUCCUGUUCAAAAUAUGCACGAUGCUGAAGGCAUCAGUGGCAACCCACAAGCACAACUCUGGGGUCAAUCUCUCAAGGAAGAGGACGAGUAUAUCAUGCAGAUGAAUUGA
Messenger RNA from Bacidia gigantensis, 1662 nucleotides. RefSeq lists its product as uncharacterized. The coding region runs from base 1 to 1662 and encodes 553 amino acids. The transcript has a single exon. Gene Ontology annotation, molecular function: protein dimerization activity; DNA-binding transcription factor activity, RNA polymerase II-specific; RNA polymerase II cis-regulatory region sequence-specific DNA binding. NCBI's taxonomy places the organism in Eukaryota, Fungi, Ascomycota, Lecanoromycetes, Lecanorales, Ramalinaceae. Gene Ontology annotation, biological process: regulation of transcription by RNA polymerase II. The record is from RefSeq and is a predicted model, not a curated record.